CCUCAAGAUCAUCCAGAUCGAGCAAGUAGACACAAUAAAUUAGGAGUCAUGCUAUCUACGAGGUUUGAGCGGAUAGGAGACCUUCGCGACCUCCAAAAAGCCAUUAAGCACAGCGAAGAGGCGCUGGCUACUACCCUACAAGAUCACCAGGAUAAAGCAGCAGCCCGACUCAGUAACCUGGGAACCUGCCUCUGUAGGAGGUUUAGGCGGAUAGGAGACCUUGAUGACCUCCAAAAGGCUAUUAAGCGCAGCGAAGAGGCAUUAAAUGCUACCCCCCAGGAUCACCCAGAUCGCGCGGCUCACCACAAUAACCUGGGAGUCAUGUUAUCUGAGAGGUUUGAGCGGAUAGGAGACCUUGAUGACCUCCAAAACGCUACUAAUCACGGCGAAGAGGCACUAGCUGCUACCCCUCAUGAUCACCCAGAUCGAGCAAGUAUGCACAAUAACCUGGGAAUCUGGCUCUCUACAAGAUUUGAGCGGUUAGGAGAUCUUGAUGAUCUCCAAAAAGCCAUUUGGCAUGGCGAAGAGGCACUAGCUGCUACCCCCCAGGAUCACCCGGAUCAAGUAAUUCGACACAAUAACCUGGGACUCUGGUUCUCUACGAGAUUUGAUCGGCUAGGAAACCUUAGCGACCUCCAAAAAGCCAUUAAGCACGGCGAAGAGGCACUAGCUGCUAUCCCGCAUGAUCACCCAGAUCGAGCAUGCAGUCACAGUAACCUAGGAAUCCUAAUCUCCUCAAGAUUUAAACGGCUAGGAGACCUCGAUGACCUCCAAACAGCCAUAAAGCACGGCGAAGAGGCUCUAGCUGCUAUUCCCCAAGAUUCCCCGGCGCGGAGAGGCGCACACAAUAACCUGGGACUCCGGUUCUCUGCAAGAUUUAAACGGCUGGGAUACUUUAAUGACCUCCAAAAAGCUAUUAAGCACAGCGAAGUGGCACUAGAUGCUACCCCCCGAGAUUGCCCGGAUCGAGCAUCCGGACACGAUGCCCUAGGGUCCUGCCUCUAUAGGAGGUUUGAGUUGUUAGGAGACCUUGAUGACCUCCAACAAGCCACUAAGCACGGCGAAGAGGCACUCGCUGCUACCCCCCAGAAUCACCCAGAUCGAGCAGGUCGGCACAAUAGCCUGGGAGUGAUGUUCUCUACAAGCUUUGAGCGGUUAGGAGACCUUGAUCCCCUUCGGAAAGCCAUUAAGCACAGUGAAGAGACACCAGCUGCUGCCCCUCAAGAUCACCCCGUUCGGGCAGCCAUCCACAAUAACUUGGGAAACUAUUUCUCUGCAAGAUUUCAGCGGUUAGGAGACUUUGAUGACCUCCGAAAAGCCUUCAAGCAUGGCGAAGAGGCACUAUCUGCUACACCCCAGGGUCACCCGGAUCGAGCAGCCAGACUCGGUAACAUGGGAGACAAGUUCUCUGUGAGGUUUCAGCAGACAAGGGCCUUGAUGACCUCCAAAAGGCCAUUGACCACAACGAGGAGGCACUAUCUGCUAUACCCCAAAAUCACCCUAACCUAGCGGUCAGGUUCCUUGCCCUUGGCCUAAAUUUUCUAUCAAGACUCGUGACUCUGGGCUCAGUACAAGACUACUCAAUAGAGGACUUAAACGAAAGCCUCCGUCUGUGCCGCGGGGCUUUUCAUUGCCGCACCUCACCCCUCCGAUUUCGGAUCGACGCAGCUCACAUAGGAGCUACUUUACUAUUAUUUACUGGAAGGUCUCGUGAAUCAGGUUCCAUACUCGAGGAUGCGGUCAGGUUGAUGUCAAGUGUCAAUCUGUGAUUAUUAAAACGAGAUGACCAACAGCACAUACUGUCUGGAUAUUAUGGGCUAGCAUCACAAGCUGCUUCUGUGGCUCUUCAGGCUGGGAGAGAAGCCUAUGACAGCCUUAAGCUACUAGAGCUCAGCCGUGGAAUAAUUAUGGGCUUUACAAUCGACUCAAGGUCCGAGGUUUCAGAUCUUAAAACCGAUCACCCGCUCAAAUUCAACCAAUUUAACCGCCUCCGGGUUGAGAUUGACUCGGCGAUAGAUUCAAUGGACUGCACAAGUGGCAAAGUGCCGGGCCGGUGCCGAAAUCGCGCUGUAUCAAGACGUUGGGAGGCUGUCAGAGAGAUGGAAACAAUUCUAACUAGCAUCCGGUCAUUACCUGGCUAUGCUGGAUUCAUGCUCCCUCCCUCUCCGGGGGAUCUGAUGGAGAUGGCGAUAGAUGGUCCUAUCAUUGUCUUCAACUGCACCGAUUUUAGGAGCGACGCCAUAAUUGUCACCACCUCAGCUAUAACUUCAUUGGAACUUCCAGAAUUGAACCACGAA
Molecule: messenger RNA, 2297 nt
Organism: Tuber aestivum (summer truffle)
Lineage: Eukaryota; Fungi; Ascomycota; Pezizomycetes; Pezizales; Tuberaceae
Source: the annotation of a GenBank genome assembly